This is a messenger RNA of Knipowitschia caucasica, 525 nucleotides long. The record is from the annotation of a GenBank genome assembly. NCBI's taxonomy places the organism in Eukaryota, Metazoa, Chordata, Actinopteri, Gobiiformes, Gobiidae.
AUGAGCGCCUUGCUGCCCAACAUGGCGGACUUUGACACAAUUUAUGAGUUAGAAGACGAAGAGGAAGAGCACGUAGUGAAUGAAGAGCAUUUGCCCAGAUACUGUCCAGAGCCUGUGGUGAUGCGAGGGGCCGGACACAUCACUGUGUUUGGACUGAGCAACAGAUUUGACACAGAGUUUCCUUCUAUCCUCACAGGAAAGGUAGCUCCGGAGGAGUUUAAGACCAGCAUUGGCAGAGUGAAUGCAUGUUUGAAGAAAAACCUGCCUGUCAAUGUGAAGUGGCUGCUCUGCGGCUGCUUGUGUUGCUGCUGUACAGUCGGCUGCAGUCUGUGGCCGGUUAUUUGUCUCAAUAAGAGAACCAGACGAUCCAUUCAGAAAUUGUUGGAAUGGGAAAAUAACAGAUUAUAUCAUAAGUUGGGCCUGCACUGGAAACUCAGCAAAAGAAAAUGUGAAGGCAGUAACAUGAUGGAAUAUGUGAUUCUUAUAGAAUUCUUACCCAAAUAUCCUAUUUUCCGACCUGACUGA